ACAAAAAGCUCAUCACGACAUUAUUAUUCAGAUCGAAUUAUUAUCACUUACUUUGUUCAUUACAACAUUUUCUGCAAAAUAUUUGACAAUAAUUGCACAUUAUAUACAAAAUAAAUAAUCUUCAAUAAUAAUCAAAAGAAAUAUUUCAAAAACUGUAAAAAUUCAUAAUGUCGGCCAUUCAAAAAUUUUCAUUCUUUCCAUCGAAAAGAAUGGGGCGCGUUUCACAUUAAUGCAAAAUAAAAAUUUAUACAAACUCAUAGACGAUUUAAUAAUUAACUAAUUAAAAUUGCAUCCGCACUACGUUUAGUUAUACGUAGCAGGGUUAAUCAAAUGGUUUUCCGCAAACAAUAGUGUACCGACGUGAAUGACGACUGGAGACGAGAGAGCACGUUGUUAAUACACGCGAUUCCACACGACUUGUGUACACGACUUUAAAGAUCCUACGUCGGAUAUAUAAAUGUCGCACGAUAUGCCAGACGAUGCUCUUAACCGAUCUGUUGGUGUCGCGGAUCGCACGCGUUUCCCAGUGGAUCUCGUGCGUUUUCAAGAAGCCAUAAGUAGAGGUGCGCUCGUUCCGAGGAGGUGACGAAGGAACAAAAGGAGGAUUGGAAAAAAAGGGGGAAAGAGAUGACGACCAGAAAUUUGGAAAAGAUGCUAAGGCUCACCACGUUGUCGAGGGUCCGUCUUUUACGUCCACAGUACACAGUAUUUAUAGUAGUCAAUGGAAGAUGUUUUGUCGUAAUUUCGGCUCUAGUAGGAUUCGUUGGUUUGAUGUAAUAAGAAAGAGAUAGAUGAUAUUUUAUAGAAAGAACAUCUAGAAUAGAUGUACAAUAGAAUAUCUGUGGCGUUGAUUAUGUAGAGGCUGUUGGAGAAUAUUAUAUAAAACUUGGAUUUUGUAAAAUUUAUGGUACUGAAUAAUGGUGAUUUAAAGUUCAUAAUAUGGAUAUAUUUUACAAUUCAUAUGAUGGAGAAUAUUUUUAUCUUUUUGAUUAUGGAAUUGAAUGUGGUUUAAGAUUGAUGGGAUGGCAAAUAUUUUAUUAUAUUUUGAAUUUUAUGAAUGAAUGUGAUUUAAAGUUGAAGAAUAGCUAAUCAUAUUUUCUGAAUUCUGAACAGUUUGUAUUUUAUGAUAUUGAAUGUGGUUUAAAUUUUAUGAGAUGGAGAAUAUCUUAUCAUAUAUUUCCAAGUAUAGGUGUUUAAAAUGAAUAGGAUGGAUGAUAUUUUAUUAUAUUUUGGAUUUUAUGAUUUCCUUUGAUCAAUUAAAGUAUUUUCACCUAUGGAUUUUCUCUUUUUAAAUAUUCUUCUUAUAAAAAAUUUGAAUGAUUCUUAUCGUUUGUAUUAACAUUAUAACUUUUGAUAAUUUCUCAAUGGUAAAAUCUAUUCCUUGAAAUAAAGACUUAUUUUACGAUCUCUCUCUAUUGAUCUAAGAUCUUACGAUACUUCCUUAGUUAGAUAAAUUAAUCGAUAAAGUAAGAUGUUAUUAGAACUCGUGACUCAUCUUUCACAAUACGAAUUGUUAAAAUUGUUAUUUUUAAAUAUUGUCUUUAAACAAAUAACAUAAAUUUUUACAGAGUUUUAUUAAUGAAUAAACACGAAAUAAAAAAAAUUCUUGGAACGUGAUAUAUCGAUCAUUUUAAUUUCGUAUAUAUUUAUCAUCAAACACAUUGUAAAUUCAAUUUCAUCCUGACACUAUGUGCCAUAAUUUUUCAAAAAGUAAUCACAAAUUUUUUUUUAUCAAAGUUAUUCGAUAAAAGAAUUACAGGUCAAAGACACGAGAUUCUAAUAUUUGAACAGAUGGCCAUAUUCCAUUGAAAAUAUUGAUAUUCCAUUUCUACAUUUCCUUUUUUAAAGAAUAUUUCAAGCGUACAUUUUCCACGUAUUUUUGCAUAGUAAUCUUUAUCUCGGAUUUUCGUUGGAGCACAUCGAGAAAAGAAUGCCAUGCGGAAGACCAAAGAUGAUCGUGUUAAGAUCACGACGCAUCAUUUUCGAAUCAGUAUCGAGGAGGAGGAGGACGAUGAAGAGAACAAAGAAGCGGAGGAUCAAACAGUCAGAGAGAUGGACAGAAAAAUUUCCAUCACGAUAGAAACGGAUUCCAACGUAACGAUCGGUGGACAAGAAUCUGAAAUAAAAAAUUUUUCAUUCGAUCAGGAAGAAUCUUCGUUUUCGAUCAAUGAUCAAUCAUUACCCGAUAAAAUCUUGAACAAGAACGUCGAGGACGAUUGGAACGAACGUGAGAGGCACCUGCAGAGAAUAAGCGACUGUCAAUUCAGAACAUCGAUCGAAUCCGGUAGUUCAGAGAAUCGAAACGAUGAUCAGAAGAGGAGGAAAAUGGAUGAGCUGGUGGAUGAAAAUUUUUCUGACGAUUCUGGGAGAAGCAGGAAACAAUUGGAGAAGAUGCAAAGUGACAGUUUGGAAAGCGAAACACGAUCUUCGAUCACCUCCACGGAAGUUUCGAACGAGAAUCGUGGAAUCUUUGGUUCCAGCAACGAGAUCUCUCCACCUUCGACCAGUUUUGAACAAAAGGGAAACUUUGGCCCAAUUUAUUCGACGAUCAAGUAUUCCAUCGAAGGAUGCUCCUACGAGAAUGCAAAUUCGAUCAACAAAUUGGAUCACGGUUCAAUCUCGACCACCAGCUUCCUUCCUUUCGUUGAAAUUUCCAAUAGCGGGUCCACCAUUAAACGUCAUGGAUCUCUUUCCACGUAUGAAACGAGAUUAUCGAGCAUGAAUUCCCCCGUUGAACGCAAGAGAACUCAGAGCACAAACGAGAAGAUGUUACAAUAUUCUAAGAAAGCGUUUUCUCGAUCGAGCGAGAGAAAACAAUCGAUAAUAACUACACCAGAGAUCCAAGAAACCUCCGCACUUGACCAUCCAAUUGUUUCUUCCGAAGUCUCUCCGCUUUUAGUCAGACGAUGUUACAAAUUCAUGCCCACGUUUCCACCACACUCGUCGAGUCUGGAAACUGGAGAAAAUUCGCUCGAGACGAAAGAUAUCGUCACGAAUAAAUCGGAAACGAGAAACACAGAAUCAUCGUUUACGUUCAACGUUGAUCUAAAUUCCAAAGAUGCAUCCAAAUCUUCGAAGAUCGAAGAACUCGCCUAUCCAUCCAUCCCUCGAGUCUCUCCACUUCUACUCAGACGAUAUUACAAAAUCAUGUCCACACGUUCAUCCAGUCUAGACGAGAUUUCUGGAAAAAACCAUCAAGAAGAGGACCAACAUUCGUCCAAUACGAAAGAAUCUACAACCAAUAAUCAAAGAAUGUUAAGCGUUAAAAAUUCAGAGGAAGCGAAUCAGUCAAACGUAGCUCAAAGAAGAUCGACUUUGCCUAUAAUGAAUAUCGAUCUAAAUUCAAAAAGUGUACCUAAAUCGCCCAAUUAUCAGGACGUGUUGUCGGGGACGAGCGUUAAUCCCAUCAGACGAUCAAGUAUCGCCAGUGCAGCUAUCUGCUCGAGUUUGGCUCCAAGUUUGGUCAGCGCGUCUCAAGGUAUUCCAAACUGUUUGUUGCCUAUCUCGGAUGAGAAAGAAGUAUCGAACGUCUCUACGAAUAUUGACGACCACGUAUCCGGAAAAAGCGGUAUCAGGUUGAAAUUACCGUUUCUAAAGAUUCAUAUACCUGUACAAGCAGUGACUAGUAGCUGGUCGGCCUCGAAGGAGGAUGUUAGCCAUCAUUAUUCGCAUCAUCAUCAUCAUCAUCACCAUCAUCACCACGUGUUUCCGCAUUUUCAUGUACCCACGUUUACGUUCACCGCGACGGCCACCGAUGGCACCGAAUCCGGCCGGAAGUUCAACUUUGGGAUUCGAAGACACUCGCAGAUGACCUUACAUCGGACUGACUCGAUGGUAUCGCUCUGCUACCGAUCUCUUGCCAGCUAUAUCACAGAUGAUAAUCUCGCUGGUCUUCAAAAUUUCCUCGAGAAUAAAAGAGUGCAGAUCGAUGACCGAGACGAGAAUGGUAGCACAGCCCUCAUCCUUGCAGCAACUAAGGGGAAAAUACAUUUUGUGCGAGAGCUUAUCAAUCAUGGAGCGGAUGUCAAUAUGGAGGACGGGGAUAAUUGGACGGCAUUACUUUGUGCUGCCAAAGAAGGACACACGGAUGUGUGUCUUGAGUUACUCGAGCAUGGUGCUGAUUUGGAACACAGAGACAUGGGAGGAUGGACAGCACUUAUGUGGGCGACCUACAAGGGUAAAUCGUCGACGGUGACAAUGUUGCUAACACGAGGGGCUGACGUCAAUGCACACGGAAAUUUUCAUAUAUCUUCGUUGUUAUGGGCCGCAGGGAGGGGUUACCCUGAUAUUGUUAAGGAUCUCAUUGCUCAUGGUGCUAAAGUCAAUGUUGGUGACAAGUAUGGUACUACGGCGUUGGUAUGGGCGUCACGUAAAGGACACGUAGAAAUUGUAGAUACACUUUUAAAAUCUGGUGCUAAUGUAGAUACUGCUGGCAUGUAUUCGUGGACAGCUCUUCUUGUGGCCACUCUUGGAAAUCAUGUGGAUGUAGUAUUACUUCUCUUGGAACAUAAGCCAAAUGUGAAUGCGCUAGAUAAAGAUGGUUGUACGGCCUUGGCAAUAGCAUGUCGAGAAGGGCAUCACGAAAUAGCAAAUGCACUUUUAAAUGCUGGUGCUUAUGUAAAUAUUCAAGAUAGGGCUGGUGAUACAAACUUAAUUCAUGCUGUAAAAGGCGGUCAUAGAGGGGUGGUUGAAUCUCUUUUAAAAAAAUAUGCUGAUGUUGAUAUCGCCGGCAAGGAUAAAAAAACAGCAACUUAUAUAGCAGUAGAGAAAGGAAAUAUACAAAUAUUGAAGUUGUUAUUAAAUGCUAAUCCAGAUUUAGAAAUUGCGACAAAAGACGGUGAUACUCCGUUAUUACGCGCAGUUAGAUCACGAAAUGCUGAGAUUGUACAAUUAUUAUUAGAUAAAAAAGCUAAAGUAUCAGCCACGGAUAAAAAGGGUGAUACAGUAUUACACAUAGCUAUGCGAGCAAGAUCGAAAGCCAUUGUCGAAAUAUUAUUGAGAAAUCCGAAAAAUAGUCAACUACUUUACCGUCCAAAUAGGCAAGGAGAGACUCCUUACAAUAUCGACAUUAAUCAUCCAAAGACAAUUCUUGGACAAAUAUUUGGUGCACGACGUCUUAAUACUAAUGAGGAUAAUGAAAAUAUGCUUGGUUACGAUUUGUACAGUAGUGCAUUAGCGGAUAUCCUUAGCGAACCAUCAUUAUCGACGCCUAUAACAGUUGGUCUUUAUGCAAAAUGGGGUUCGGGGAAAUCAUUUCUGUUAAAUAAGUUGAGAGAGGAAAUGAAAAAUUUUGCGCGUCAAUGGAUAGAUCCUGUAUUUCAAUUUUCUUUCUUACUCUUUAUUGUAGUAACUCACGUAUCUUUAUUAGUGGGUAUUACCAUAGGUCUUACUCUUCAAUCAUGGGUUGUUGGUCUUGCCUGCGGUAUAAAUCUUAUUUUUAUUACGUAUAUUUUUUUGAUACUUGUUUGGUAUGCUAAUAAAAGAUAUGAUUGGUAUUGGCCAUACAGUUUUACAGUAGCUCUAACUACAAAAUUAAAUUCAUUGAAAUUACUGUUACAAGUAAUUUUUUGCCAUCCUCCUGGUGGUCAAGUUCACGAUGGUGUUACUGUUCAACCAAUAAAAUUCUAUUUCACUGAUCAGACUCGAGUCGGUACGACUGCUGCCGGAGAGAAUGCAGUAGUACAAAUGGUAGGAUCUCUUUAUGACUCCAUCGAAAAUGAUUUUGGUUCUUUAUCUACGCGACUGUACAGAGCAUUCAGACCAAAACCAGAUAAGUCAAGAACAACGUGGAAAUGGAGACAUCUUUGUUGUUUGCCAUACAUAGUUAUAUUUGAAUUCUGCUUUUGCAGUUUACUUGUUGGUAUCUCUGUACUUACGGUCUACCUCAUCGAUAUUUCUAGCAGUGAACCAACAAUAGAAAGAGUUACGGCACAUAUAAUUAUGAUAACUGUUGCCUUAAUAUUAGCUAUUAGUAUAAUAGCAAACUUAUAUACAUGGAGUCGAACAUUACAAGCAUUAGUUUUCUCUCAAAGACGGCAUCUACAACGCAGCAUUUCUAAAUUAGAGACUUUAAAAAGUGAAGGUUUUAUACAAACACUAAGAAGCGAAGUCAAUUUAAUGACAGAUAUGGUUAAAUGUCUAGAUAGUUUUAUGGCCCAACAAAGCAGAUUAGUAAUAAUUGUGGAUGGUUUGGAUAGUUGUGAACAAGAUAAAGUGUUAUUAGUUUUAGAUGCUAUACAAGCAUUAUUCAGUGAUAAUGGUUAUCCAUUUGUUGUUAUAUUAGCAAUUGAUCCACAUAUUAUUGCUAAGGCAGUAGAAAUCAAUAGUAGAAGAUUAUUCACAGAAUCUAAUAUUGGAGGGCAUGAUUAUUUACGUAAUAUGGUUCAUCUUCCAUUUUAUUUGCAAAAUAGUGGUUUGCGAAAAGUAAAAGUUGCUCAACAAACUGCCCAACAUAGUAGAAAAACUACAUGGACCGAAGCCGAAGAAAGCGUUAAUUAUACUGCAACUAGUACGAUGCAUCAUUCUGUUUCUAAUAGAAGACUUAGCACAGAAUCUGCUAUAAUGAAUAGCAAUGAAAAAUUGAAACCACAAAGUAGAAAAGGAAGUAGAAAAUUGCGAUUAAGCGAAUCAGUCGCUAGUAGUAUUGGUAGCAAUUUAAAUCGAUUAGGCGGAGCUCAGGAUCUUAAUAAAAUGCUUCUCACUGACGAUUAUUUUAGCGACGUUAAUCCCCGCAGUAUGAGAAGAUUAAUGAACGUUGUUUAUGUCACUGGGAGAUUAUUAAAAGCAUUCCAAAUUGAUUUCAACUGGUAUCAUUUAGCUAGUUGGAUCAAUAUUACUGAACAAUGGCCAUUUAGAACGUCUUGGUUGAUUCUUCAUUAUGAUAUGUAUGAAGAUAGUUUAGAUGAUUCCAUGUCGUUAAAAAAUCUUUAUGAUAAAAUACGACCCCAAAUUCCGGUACUUAAAGAAGUUCAACCUUUAUUAGAAAUGGAUAGGGAUGAACGUAAAUUGGACAUUUUUUUGACAUUUCAUCGUUCCAGUUUACUUGUUAGUGAUAUGAAAAUAUUCUUACCAUUCACAAUAAAUCUCGAUCCUUAUAUUAAGAAAAAAAUAAAAGAGGAACAACAAAGUAUGGAAGAAGAAACAGGACAUGGUCCAUAUAAACAAUAUAGUCCUUGGACUUUACAUAGUAAUAGUCAUGAACUGUGGAAUGCAAAUAGAAAUGGUUUAGCAAGUCGCACAAUGAAAUCUAUUAAAACACCAAGUAUACAAGGACAAAUAGGACCAGUGCCAUCAACAUCAUCAUGGAUACAACCAUGUAUGCAACCAUCAUUCGACUGGCAGAUAUCACCAUGGGUGCAAAUAUCUUCUAUGGAACCAGUAAUUAAACCACUUUCUGCAACUUCAAGCUUACCGUCCGAGAUUUUGGAGAUAAGACUUUCCUCUUUAACAGUAAACGGAAUUUGCGAUCUUAUUGAUAGGAUCGAGAAUAUAAAUCCUAAUCAAGCACCGCAGUACAAACAAGUUAUUAAAGAAAAUAACAUUAAUGGUAGAGUUUUAUUACAUUGUGAAUUACAAGAAUUGAAAAAGGUUCUUAAAAUGGCUUUCGGAGAUUGGGAAUUAUUUCGUAUGGUAAUUGUAUCUCUUAGAGAAUUAGAAAUUUCAUCAUUUAGCACACAUGAAGAAGGUCCGCGAAGUGUUCGAUUCACUGUAGGAACAGAACAAAUUCCACGAAAAGAUCAUACUUUGCAAAGUACUUCGAUACGCGUGCCAACUCAUGUUGAAAAAGAUAAGGGAACUUCAAGAACCGAUGGUCCUCCUAGACGAGAUCAAACUAAGCAAUCAAUUAUGGAAAAACAAGUAACUUUAGAGGAACAGAUGAUUUGUGGAGCUCUGCAAACUUUAAAUGAAGAAGCGUGCGAAGAUGUAUUAGAUGUACCAUCUUCUGCAGUAGUACCAUCAGACUCACUCUCAGGAUCCAUCUCAACGGCUCCUCAAGAUACAGAUUAUGUGAUCCUUCAAUCUAAUCCACUUCUGCAUUGGGUGCCAGUCAAUGAUGAGCCCGAAACGUCAGAUGACAGUUCAUUUGAAUCAACAGUUCAUCUUCAACGUACAAAUUCACAACGUAGUAUUACAUCUCAACUUAGUACUAGAUCAGCUUGUUCAUUUGGACGUAAAGAUUUAAAAAAAAGUGGAGGCAAUUCCACUAGUAGUAGACCUGCAUCGCUUUUCGUAUCACCUCCACCUUCUCCCAGACCUGCUUUCAGAUCUAAAUCAACAGACGAAAAUUAUGUAGUUAAUAAUAUGCCCAUGAAAUCGACUAUCUCUACACCUAUCAAGAAACGACGCUCAACGUCAACAUUAAAUGAUGAAAUAGUUUUAUCAGUCCCUGUUCCAAAUUCCAGCUUGGAAAAAUUAAGCAAAUUGAAAGAUCGUCUUAUGGGAACAUUACCUGUUUCACCUGCUCCAGGAGAAAGCGAAGAUGAAUCUACGCCGUUAGUUUCCGAAUUAUCUACUCCAACUCAUUCACAAUCCGAUAGUGUAUUUAGACAUGACUGUAGUGAGGAAAACAGUAGUUCUAUUUCUUCUAAUAAAAGUUUACCUCGUGAUGGAGAACGAUCUAUUGAUAUUGUUGAUUAUUCUGAUACAGUUAGUUUAAUGAUACGUGAGUCUUCGCAUAUGCAAUUUUUAUCACGUCAAAAUGUCGAAGAAUGGGGCAAUCCAGAAACACCUGUUUGAUAUCUUCUGCUAUAUAAUUGUUAAUAAGUCUCGAUGACAUACAUUAAUAUAUAAUAGAAAAAAAAAACGUUCAGUCAAGUCGUACUUAAAUCGUUUGUGAUAUAUAUUUUGAAAGGUAGUCAAGCAAUUCAGAAUUUCACUUUGUAUAUAACAAAUAAAAGAUGUUGAAUUUUUUAGAUGAAGUA
Apis laboriosa (Himalayan honeybee) is the source of this 8921-nucleotide messenger RNA. It is a transcript of the gene Arms, whose product is annotated as kinase D-interacting substrate of 220 kDa. Bases 1936 to 8736 code for a protein of 2266 amino acids. Lineage: Eukaryota; Metazoa; Arthropoda; Insecta; Hymenoptera; Apidae. Gene Ontology annotation, molecular function: protein binding. The transcript is spliced from 23 exons. The record is from RefSeq and is a predicted model, not a curated record.